Messenger RNA from Cantharellus anzutake, 591 nucleotides. RefSeq lists its product as uncharacterized. The record is from RefSeq and is a predicted model, not a curated record. The transcript has 2 exons. Bases 1 to 591 code for a protein of 196 amino acids. NCBI's taxonomy places the organism in Eukaryota, Fungi, Basidiomycota, Agaricomycetes, Cantharellales, Hydnaceae.
AUGCCCAAAAGCAAGAUGUGUUUCUGUACUAAAUGUGGCAACGAGGGCCAAGUGCUCCACAUUAAGACAUGGAACGAUCAUCAGAAUGCUCAAAAGCGACACACCAGUUACCAGCGCUACGCCUCAGAUGUCUUAAGGGUGCCAGUGUCUGCCUCACCGAUCUCGGCUACUGGCUCAGAUAUUGAUAAUGCUGGGCAAAUAUUUGACAACUCUGAAAGUGGCUCAUUUCCCCAACAACCUAAUCCUAUUGGCAGCUGCCCGGAGCCUGACGUAUUUUUGGCACCGCCAUUGCCUGGAUUUAUUAAUGAGUGCAAUAACGAUUCCCCUCCACAUUCCAACACCAUCCAGCCCAGCGAUGAGGCUUCAGCUGAAGAGGAAACAGGAUCCCAACCAUCUAGCGAUGAGGAGUCUAACUCCAGUAAUAUUCCGUUCAAUUCUGGGUCUGCACCUCUGGACGACUCGACCGCCCUUCCGGCAGCACCAUCAUCUACUUUCCCUUCUAUACCACUAAUCCACUGUGUCUCUCAAUCUGGUGGUGUGGAUGAGAACUCCCCGGACCCUUUCCUCUCUCACACUGACACGCAACCCUGA